GGUAACUUUUACUCAUCUCCUCCAAUUAUUUCUGAUUUCAUGCAUGUUUCCCUACAUUCUAUUAUGAAUCGUGUUAUGGUGUAUAAACGUUGUUUCAUAUCUCAUCUCAUCUAUUCUGAUUUUGAUUCUCUUGCCUACUGUAAUCGGUGAUAAAUGUGAAUGCUUCCUUUCUUCUCAGAAAUCAAUUUCUGUUUUGUUUUUGUUCAUCUGUAGCUUAUUCUCUGGUAGAUUCCCCUUUUUGUAGACCACACAUCACAUGGCAAGCAUCACAGCUUCACACCACUUUGUGUCAAGAAGCCAAACUUCACUAGACACCAAAUCAACCUUGUCACAGAUAGGACUCAGGAACCAUACUCUGACUCACAAUGGUUUAAGGGCUGUUAACAAGCUUGAUGGGCUCCAAUCAACAACUAAUACUAAGGUAACACCCAAGAUGGCAUCCAGAACUGAGACCAAGAGACCUGGAUGCUCAGCUACCAUUGUUUGUGGAAAGGGAAUGAACUUGAUCUUUGUGGGUACUGAGGUUGGUCCUUGGAGCAAAACUGGUGGACUAGGUGAUGUUCUUGGUGGACUACCACCAGCCCUUGCAGCCCGCGGACAUCGGGUAAUGACAAUAUCCCCCCGUUAUGACCAAUACAAAGAUGCUUGGGAUACUAGCGUUGCGGUUGAGGUCAAAGUUGGAGACAGCAUCGAAAUUGUUCGUUUCUUUCACUGCUAUAAACGUGGGGUUGAUCGUGUUUUUGUUGACCACCCAAUGUUCUUGGAGAAAGUUUGGGGCAAAACUGCUUCAAAAAUCUAUGGCCCCAAAGCUGGACUAGAUUAUCUGGACAAUGAACUUAGGUUCAGCUUGUUGUGUCAAGCAGCCCUAGAGGCACCUAAAGUUUUGAAUUUGAACAGUAGCAACUACUUCUCAGGACCAUAUGGAGAGGAUGUUCUCUUCAUUGCCAAUGAUUGGCACACUGCUCUCAUUCCUUGCUACUUGAAGUCAAUGUACCAGUCCAGAGGAAUCUAUUUGAAUGCCAAGGUUGCUUUCUGCAUCCAUAACAUUGCCUACCAAGGCCGAUUUUCUUUCUCUGACUUCCCUCUUCUCAAUCUUCCUGAUGAAUUCAGGGGUUCUUUUGAUUUCAUUGAUGGAUAUGAGAAGCCUGUUAAGGGUAGGAAAAUCAACUGGAUGAAGGCUGGGAUAUUAGAAUCACAUAGGGUGGUUACAGUGAGCCCAUACUAUGCCCAAGAACUUGUCUCUGCUGUUGACAAAGGUGUUGAAUUGGACAAUGUCCUUCGUAAGACUUGCAUAACUGGGAUUGUGAAUGGCAUGGAUACACAAGAGUGGAACCCAGCGACUGACAAAUACACAGAUGUCAAAUACGAUAUAACCACUGUCAUGGACGCAAAACCUUUACUAAAGGAGGCUCUUCAAGCAGCAGUUGGCUUGCCUGUUGACAAGAAGAUCCCUUUGAUUGGCUUCAUCGGCAGACUUGAGGAGCAGAAAGGUUCAGAUAUUCUUGUUGCUGCAAUUCACAAGUUCAUCGGAUUGGAUGUUCAAAUUGUAGUCCUUGGAACUGGCAAAAAGGAGUUUGAGCAGGAGAUUGAACAGCUCGAAGUGUUGUACCCUAACAAAGCUAAAGGAGUGGCAAAAUUCAAUGUCCCUUUGGCUCACAUGAUCACUGCUGGUGCUGAUUUUAUGUUGGUUCCAAGCAGAUUUGAACCUUGUGGUCUCAUUCAGUUACAUGCUAUGCGAUAUGGAACAGUGCCAAUCUGUGCAUCGACUGGUGGACUUGUUGACACUGUGAAAGAAGGCUAUACUGGAUUCCAUAUGGGAGCCUUCAAUGUUGAAUGCGAUGUUGUUGACCCAGCUGAUGUGCUUAAGAUAGUAACAACAGUUGCUAGAGCUCUUGCAGUCUAUGGCACCCUCGCGUUUGCUGAGAUGAUAAAAAAUUGCAUGUCAGAGGAGCUCUCCUGGAAGGAACCUGCCAAGAAAUGGGAGACAUUGCUAUUGGGCUUAGGAGCUUCUGGCAGUGAACCCGGUGUUGAAGGGGAAGAAAUCGCUCCACUUGCCAAGGAAAAUGUAGCCACUCCUUAAAUGAGCUUUGGUUAUCCUUGUUUCAACAAUAAGAUCAUUAAGCAAACGUAUUUACUAGCGAACUAUGUAGAACCCUAUUAUGGGGUCUCAAUCAUCUACAAAAUGAUUGGUUUUUGCUGGGGAGCAG
Solanum verrucosum is the source of this 2207-nucleotide messenger RNA. Its product is annotated as granule-bound starch synthase 1, chloroplastic/amyloplastic. Bases 257 to 2080 code for a protein of 607 amino acids. Lineage: Eukaryota; Viridiplantae; Streptophyta; Magnoliopsida; Solanales; Solanaceae. The transcript is spliced from 13 exons. The record is from RefSeq and is a predicted model, not a curated record. Gene Ontology annotation, molecular function: alpha-1,4-glucan glucosyltransferase (UDP-glucose donor) activity.